This is a messenger RNA of Loa loa (African eye worm), 753 nucleotides long. RefSeq lists its product as hypothetical. Lineage: Eukaryota; Metazoa; Nematoda; Chromadorea; Rhabditida; Onchocercidae. The record is from RefSeq and is a predicted model, not a curated record. The transcript has 4 exons. Bases 100 to 753 code for a protein of 217 amino acids.
AUCAAUCCUGUAAGAUGAAUUCAAAAACCCCAAGACGUUUAAGGAAUUGUAACAUAUUGAAUGCCAUGUUUGCUACUUUUUUCUAAUUUUUAGCAAAAUAUGAAAAAGUGUCGGAGUAGUAGGCCAUAUUUGAAAUGCAGACUGAAGUUCGAUUGGCACAUUAAAUCGCAUGAUAUAUCAAAUCAAUUUCUGGGUGUCCUGGCUGAAUUUCUUGUAGAAAAAGGUUUCAAACGGCCUGGAAAGAUUACCAAGCGAAAUCAUGAGGAACGAAGUGUUACAAAAUUUGGUAGUUGUGAUCUGGAAAGAAGAGGGUAUUUCAAAGACAAGGGUGUUCCAAAAAAGGACAGCAAUGUGGAUAAAGCGUAUUCACCAACUGCUCGAAAGUCUUCAUUCGCUUUGAUUGGAAUGCGCUCGGUAUUACGUAGUAUGCAGAGGAAUGUGCUGUCAGCAGUAUUCUUUGAUACAGUCACAAUCAAGCCUUCAUCGGUUACAACUACUUUGGGGCUAUACGCUACGAGCUUACAGAAUACGAAGGUAUACGCGAUCUCCGGUCUAAAUGCUUCUCUUUCAAAAGCACUCAAUAUGCCAAUGGUAGGAGCUGUAGGAUUGAUAAACAUACCCACCACAAAAGAGCUCUGCGAUUUGGCAGCCCACAUAUUCACUAGUGUCAGCAUUUCAAAUAAACAAAUUUGUCUACCGACUGCCGUAACAACUGAACUGCAAACUCCGAUUGGGAAGAAGAAAAAAAGAUGA